This is a messenger RNA of Mytilinidion resinicola, 1911 nucleotides long. RefSeq lists its product as uncharacterized. The coding region runs from base 1 to 1911 and encodes 636 amino acids. Lineage: Eukaryota; Fungi; Ascomycota; Dothideomycetes; Mytilinidiales; Mytilinidiaceae. The transcript has a single exon. The record is from RefSeq and is a predicted model, not a curated record.
AUGGCUGGGCAAGAGCCCCAACCGCCUCGCUGGGUAACGCCACCUAAGCGUCUUGUAGCUCCUCUUUUUUCUCCGAUGCUCUCCGACUGGCGUCAACUAAAUGACGUUCAGCGUCCGUCCACUCCCCGCAACACACAUCCGGUUGAUUCGCCGUUCUCUUCGCGCGCAACCCCAUCGCCUUCCAUGCGCGCCACCACGGCCAGCUCUAACAAGCAUCUAAUUGAUCCAACAUUCCCUCCGCGCGCAACCCCAUCACCCUUCACGCACACCACGACGACUGGUUCCAACAUAGGAACACCAAAACAAACAACGCAAUGUUCCCAGAGCAAAAGCCUAGCAGCGAUGCCAUGGUCUGCUCUCCCUACGCCCCCACCUAGCCCCAAACCGGAAAGCAACCGCCGUAGUAUGGCGCUGCAACCGCCUACGAUUCGUGUCCCAACAUGUCCUCCUACGAACACUCUCCGCAAUACCAAAUCGAUUAUCCCCCCAGGGUCCUGGGUGGUCGUCCCGGAAGAAGGGCGCGUCUGCCAGCUGCGCAACGACGAGGAACUGAAGGACUCGAUCUGCACAGACAGGGUAGACAAAACUACUCUCGCAGCGCUGGCAAACGGUCAGAUCAUUGUGGUAGAACGCGAACUUUUUAAGAAAAAACUGGCGUUUUACCCACUACUGGACCUGUCGGUCGGGUGUUCUGACGGUCGGGAGACGGGGUGUCUGCUCAUCCGGCGCGACUAUGGAGAGAACGUGACGGACGGCCCGCAAGCGAUGACACUGCUACUGAUUGACAGGUCCAAAAACCGCAGAAUACGCUACCGGGUCGACCUGACGAGAAAAUUUUGGGUCGACUUUAACGCGGUUGAAGUAUACCACUAUGAAGACAAGUCGCGUAUAGAUAUCGGCAAAAAUGUUCUUGAUGCCAUCAUAGCAGAGGCUGAAUUGCUCGCACCUGGUCGGUCGAAGGAGCCGUGGAUGGCUGGCGCGACUCAAGGAAAAUAUAAGGACGGACGAUUCCAACCAGGACAACUUUCUCCGGGAACAGUUGCCAGGUUGUUUGAGGAACCGGAGGUCCCGAUCGAUUCCAUGAUUCGCAAACAAGUCGACGUAGAUAAGUUUUUCGGCCGUCCCAUCCUCGUGACAGAGGUUCAUGAGGAUGGAAGCGUCUCGUUUCUCCCCAUAACAACGUGCCGAGGGCGCGACCCACGAGCAAAGACUCGAGUGCUUAAAGAAAGGUUCAUGAUGUUCCACCGCAAGAACGUUAAAAAGGAGGGGUUUCAGGUGAUAAAUUACGACCCCAAAUACGACGAGCUGUCUCAAUUAAGCUGGCUGAAGAUCGAAACUACCUUUCGAAUCGAACAAAAGUACCUUCGCUAUAACCUCUUCAACCAUGAUCCUGUGGAUAUUCGUGUUAGUAAGGAGUCGUUUGCUUUGAUCCAAAAAGAAAACAAAAGAGUCGAGAGCUCACCGAAAGUCUGCCGCGAGGCGACGGGACCAAGUGCGCACCGUUGGAUUCCUGGAGAGAUCGGACGCAUCCAUCCAAAUCUUCCGCCUGACUCCUUUCUGUACAGACUCAAAAACAAACCCAUUCUUAUCAUGGGCGAGAGAAAUGGGUGCAUCCAAGGAUAUGAAGUUUGUCUCUUUGGAGAUGACAGUGUCGAUCAGCGUUACAAAAGAGACCCAUGGAAAUAUGUUCGGCGCUUAGCCAUCGAGGGCAAUUGCAGUCAUAGCCACGGCGGAACGCCACUGCUAAAGCUACACGUCGGCUCCUUACAAAUGCCUCAAAUAGCAUACGUAAACGUGGAACGGCUGUUGCACAUUGAGGCAAACAAUACUUUGCGCUGGAGCAAGACACCAGUGCGGUUGGCGGAGUCUGCGCUUCAGGAGAUCAGAUCCUGGCCAUAUGCCAAAAAGUAG